Molecule: messenger RNA, 1035 nt
Organism: Cryptomeria japonica (Japanese cedar)
Lineage: Eukaryota; Viridiplantae; Streptophyta; Pinopsida; Cupressales; Cupressaceae
Product: probable LRR receptor-like serine/threonine-protein kinase RKF3
Exons: 1
Coding region: 1-1035 (344 amino acids)
Biological process (GO): protein phosphorylation
Molecular function (GO): protein kinase activity; ATP binding
Source: RefSeq, a predicted model, not a curated record
AUGUCGGAGAUUAAAGAAGCCACGGGGAAUUUCGUGGAGUCGAAUCUGAUCGGAGAAGGGAGCUUCGGGAUGGUGUAUAGAGGCACUCUGGCAGACGGAAGUCGAAUAGCUGUGAAGAGAUUUAAGGACUUUAGGCAGAGAGCAGAAGAGGAGUUCAGCCACGAGGUCCAGGUGAUCAGCAGCACCAAGCACCGGAACUUGCUGCCUCUGAAAGGGUACUCCGUGGGGAUCAUCGACCAAGAUCCAGAGCAGGUUCUGGUCUAUGAUUUGAUGGAGAACGGAAGCCUGGCGGAUUAUUUCUUUAGCUCUACCCGGCCCUGUUUGACAUGGCCACAACGGUUCAAGAUCGUGGUGGGUAUAGCGAGGGGGCUCGCAUACCUGCACGAAGACGCAAAACCGGCUAUCAUUCACAGGGACGUGAAGGCGGCGAACGUGUUGCUCGACGAGGAUCUCAGUCCUUUGGUUGCUGAUUUUGGGAUGGCGAAGUUCAAGACGAAGGACAAGACGCACUACACCACGCGCACCGUGGGCACUCUGGGCUACGUUGCUCCCGAGUACGCGCUCUAUGGGCACCUCAAUGAUAAAAGCGACGUCUUUAGCUUUGGUAUCAUUGUGCUGGAGCUCUUGACGGGCCGUCGGGCUUUCGACUCGCGCACUGAUCGUCUUGAGCACGUCCUCAUUUCUGACUGGGUAGUGGAGAUGAGUCAGAAUGGGAAAUCGGCAGAAAUAAUAGACGAGAGGAUUCGGGAUUCUGGUUGUAAGAAGACUAUGGAGCGGGUCUUGUUGCUGGCUUUGCAGUGCGCUCACCCGCGAGUUGGGUGCAGGCCUUCCAUCUCCAAGGCGCUUCUUAUCCUGGAAUCCAUCGACCACUCUUCGCCAAACAUGAUCUGUGCACUGCAGAGCAUGGAGUUGGACCUUGAAUCGUCGUGCAAUAGCAGAGGCGACUUUACGUGGCUUAUGUCUUCUGAUACGGGUGAUGCGUUCUUUUCCUCCAAUUCUACGUCUACUUCCAAUUCAAGGGAAUUCACAGGUUGA